UUUCAAUAACCACAUGAUCGCUUUCGCUGUUAGUUAUCUUAUUGUCAUUAUGAUAUAAAGAAUUCAGAAGUCAAAACAUUGAUACUGGGAACAAUACUUGUGAGACAAAGGUGUUGUUAUUAAUCGAUGCAGUAUAAGUUUCUUACCCAGUGAAGAAAUAAUUCAAAAAAUAUUGCGCGGUUCAUCCACAUUCAAUAUCACUAUGGAACCCAGAAAUCCUACAAGUAAAUUGAACCUUCCGCGUCCUCUAACACGUAAAAUAGUCCUGAAGAAGAAAAAGAAUGUGCAAUCGACUGAGGAAUCAAAUGAUAAAGCAGAGGUAUCUUCAUCCAAAGGAGAUGAUUGGGAAAUAUCCGAGUAUACGGAGCAAGAAGAAACUUCUGGGACAAAACAGCGUAAACAAGAAAAACAGGUCAUAUUCAAGGAGGAUGAUAUAGAUGCCAAACCAGACACAACAUCAUGUAGAAGAGAUCCUAAAAUUGUUCGUUCAGAUGAAGAGAUAGAAGAUGUCACUGAAUCAACUCAAGUAUCCUUACCUUUAACAACGAUUUCACCCAUUCUCGCAUUUCUACUAUCGAAAAAAGCAGGAAACGUUCAAGUUUAAAGAGUCAAAAAUGAAAUUAAUAUGAACAUUUCUAAUUGAUGAAACCGAGGAUAUAUUUUUUACAGCAAACUGUUUGUCAUGUUUGACUGCACUAUUUGCAUAUGAAUUUUUACAUGUGUUCCUUUUUCUGUUCAAGAGUUUUACGAUUAAAUAUUGAUGAAGUA
Messenger RNA from Coccinella septempunctata (seven-spotted ladybird), 768 nucleotides. RefSeq lists its product as uncharacterized. The coding region runs from base 203 to 604 and encodes 133 amino acids. The transcript has 3 exons. The record is from RefSeq and is a predicted model, not a curated record. NCBI's taxonomy places the organism in Eukaryota, Metazoa, Arthropoda, Insecta, Coleoptera, Coccinellidae.